Messenger RNA from Hipposideros armiger (great roundleaf bat), 2564 nucleotides. It is a transcript of the gene LANCL1, whose product is annotated as LanC like glutathione S-transferase 1. NCBI's taxonomy places the organism in Eukaryota, Metazoa, Chordata, Mammalia, Chiroptera, Hipposideridae. Gene Ontology annotation, cellular component: plasma membrane. Gene Ontology annotation, biological process: carbohydrate metabolic process; peptide modification. The record is from RefSeq and is a predicted model, not a curated record. The transcript has 10 exons. The coding region runs from base 113 to 1312 and encodes 399 amino acids.
CCGAGGCGGGGCAGGGCUUCUGGACACGGCACUGGGCAGUUGCUUGGAAUCGCGGGAGUGGGAACGUGGGGUGCAAAACGGAAUCCCUUUUUCGCGGCUGGCUUCCGGCACCAUGGCUCAAAGGGCCUUCCCGAAUCCUUAUGCCGAUUAUAACAAAUCUCUGGCCGAAGGCUACUUUAAUCCUGCUGGGAGGCUGACUCCUGAGUUCUCACAACGUUUGAACAAUAAGAUUCGAGAGCUGCUGCAGCAAAUGGAGAGAGGCCUAAAGUCAGCAGACCCUCGGGAUGGCACUGCUUACACUGGCUGGACAGGAAUUGCUGUGCUUUACUUACACCUCCAUGAUGUGUUCGGAGACCCUGCCUACCUGCAGAUGGCGCAUGCCUACGUAAAGCAAGCCCUGAGCUGCUUGUCCAAGCGUUCCAUCACCUUCCUGUGCGGGGAUGCAGGCCCACUGGCCGUGGCUGCUGUGGUGUAUCACAGGAUGAACAGCGAGAAGCAGGCGGAAGACUGCAUCACCCGGCUAAUUCACCUAAAUAAGAUUGAUCCCCAUGCUCCAAAUGAAAUGCUGUAUGGACGAGUGGGCUACAUCUAUGCUCUCCUCUUUGUGAAUAAGAACUUUGGAGUGGAAAAAAUUCCUUACAGCCAUAUUCAGCAGAUUUGUGAAACAGUCUUAACAUCUGGAGAAAACCUAGCUAGAAAGAGAAACUUCACAGCAAAGACUCCACUGAUGUAUGAAUGGUACGAGGAGUAUUAUGUGGGGGCUGCUCAUGGCCUGGCAGGAAUUUACUACUUCCUGAUGCAGCCCAGCCUUCACGUGAGCCAUGCAAAGUUACACAGUUUGGUCAAGCCCAGUGUAGACUAUGUCUGCCAGCUGAAAUUCCCUUCCGGCAAUUACCCUCCUUGCGUGGGCGAUACUCGAGAUCUGCUAGUCCAUUGGUGCCACGGCUCCCCUGGUGUAAUCUACAUGCUCAUCCAAGCGUAUAAGGUGUUCAGAGAGGAGCAGUAUCUCAGUGAUGCCUAUCAGUGUGCUGAUGUGAUCUGGCAGUACGGCUUGCUGAAGAAGGGGUACGGGCUGUGCCAUGGCACCGCAGGAAAUGCCUACGCCUUCCUGACGCUGUACAACCUCACGCAGGAUAUGAAGCACCUGUACCGGGCCUGUAAGUUUGCUGAAUGGUGCUUAGAUUACGGAGAACACGGAUGCAGAACACCAGACACCCCAUUCUCCCUCUUUGAAGGAAUGGCUGGAACAAUAUAUUUCCUGGCUGACCUCCUAGUGCCCUCGAAAGCCAGGUUCCCUGCAUUUGAACUGUAAAAGCAAAGCCUGCCUCUUGCAACUCACUGCAUGACCCUUUCUGUAUAUCAAACCUGCACUAAGUGCUAUCAUUGCUUUUCAAGGAGAGUCAAACUAUGUACUUGAGUUAGUUGAUUUUUUUUUUCAGAAUUUGUCUUUAGUUCAGGUCUUUUCUUUAUCAUUUACUUUUAUUUUAAAAUAUCCAAGGGAAUGUUUUAACUUCAGUUUCUUCCUAAAGGGAGGCUGGGCGAUAUGUACUGUAUUUUGAGGGUAUGUGUAUAUAUAGUUCAGAACUUGGAGGAAAUCUUAACUCUAAGCUUAUAAAUAUAACAGUCUGUUACUUACUCUUCUAAAAAUGUAUCAAAGAAACUAAAUGUAGAUAAACGAAGAUAAAUAUAUGGUAUUGUAGGACAUCGCCCUUCACCUCUGCUCUUUUGUAUUUUUUCUCCGAUAGGACAAUUUUAUGAGUUUGCUUUUCUCUAAGUGGUUGAUUAUGAAAGGGGACAAAAGUAUAACUGUAUGCUUCCAGGACAAAAACUGCAAGAGUUGCAAACUGGGUUAGGGACGUAAAUAGCAUUUUUCAAAUGCACGAUGCUUAUUUAAACCAGAGAUAAACAUACUUUCAAAUUUUCCUCUUUUUGUUAGUAAAGCAUCCAGGCUCUAGCCAACAUUUUAAUCAAAAACUUCUAAAAUGCAAUGCCAUUGUGAAAAUUCUGAUUUGAAGGUUAGUUGAAGAUAAGCUAACAAUAAUAGUUUACGUUUUCUCUAAAAUAAGCUAGUGUGUUUUGGAACUAUUUAUUUCAAUUUGCUUGUUCUCUUGAACUGGUAGGAGUUCAGGAAACCAGUGCUCAGUGUAACUAUGUUGAGAACUAGGGUUAGAGUCCACGCUGCCUGACUGGCCCUCUCAACUUUGACUGAUUUUGUAAUGACUGUGCUUCCUGCUGACUGAUGCAAGCCAUAUUUUCCUUUCUAUCAAUCUGCCUGGACAGUGGUCUUUUCACUAAAUAGCACGGCACUCUACCUCCCUUUAAAAGGAGGGAGGGUUGAUUUUAUAUAUACAGUAUAUAUCAAUUAACUUGAACAAAAACACUAAGCUUUUGAUAGAAACCCAGUAACGCUUGGAACAAAUGGACCCUGCCUCUUUGCAUGUGUUAGGUUCAGCAUUCAUCAGUUUCUGAGCCCCCAGAAUCCGGGAUUUACACAGUAGACGUUGAAUCCCUGUGCUUCACGUUCUGUACAAAUGUUUUGACUCUGCAGCUCACACUCCGCCUCC